AUGUUUAUACGAAAUAGAUCAGCCAUUGCUGUACUCACAUCGCUCAAACGUCCAUUAAAUAGUUGCAUACCCAAGCGUUCUUGGAACACUCAAGCUACAAUGUCCUCUUCCUCGUCAUCAUCAUCAUCAUCAUCAUCAUCUACUACAACUAGACCAAUUGUCAUUUCUGGUCCUUCAGGGACUGGUAAAUCAACUUUACUAAAAAAGUUGUUUGCUGAGUAUCCAAACAAGUUUGGGUUUUCCGUUUCAAACACUACAAGAAAACCAAGAGAAGGGGAAGUUGACGGUAAGGAUUACCACUUCAGCACUGUCGACGAAUUCAAGAAACUAAUCGAUGAGAGCAAGUUUAUUGAAUGGGCACAGUUUUCUGGAAACUACUACGGAACCACCAUCAAAGCAGUCAAGGAUGUUGCUGACCUGGGCAAGAUUUGUUUGUUGGAUAUUGAUAUGCAAGGUGUCAAGUCAGUUAAACAAACUGAUUUAAAUGCAAGAUAUCUAUUCAUCAGCCCACCUUCCAUUGAAGAGUUGAGAAGCCGAUUGGAAGGCAGAGGCACUGAAAGCAAAGAGAGUUUGGAAAAGAGGAUUGCUGCCGCUGAAGGCGAGCUUGCAUAUGCAAAGACGGGUGCUCAUGAUUUGGUGAUUGUCAAUGACGAUUUGGAUAAGGCUUAUUCUGAAUUCAAAAAGUUUAUUUUAGAGGAGUAG
Lodderomyces theae is the source of this 702-nucleotide messenger RNA. It is a transcript of the gene GUK1, whose product is annotated as guanylate kinase. The record is from RefSeq and is a predicted model, not a curated record. Gene Ontology annotation, biological process: purine nucleotide metabolic process. NCBI's taxonomy places the organism in Eukaryota, Fungi, Ascomycota, Pichiomycetes, Serinales, Debaryomycetaceae. The transcript has a single exon. Gene Ontology annotation, molecular function: GMP kinase activity. Gene Ontology annotation, cellular component: cytosol. The coding region runs from base 1 to 702 and encodes 233 amino acids.